AUGCCGUUGAGAGGAAACAAACGCGCUGCAAAUACAAAUACUUUGGCAGCAGGAUCAAACCCCCAGAAAGGUUGCGCAAACUGUGAGCGACGUCGAAUCCGUUGUGAUUUGAAGCGACCAACAUGCCACAAAUGCUCUAAGAAGGGCCUAGAAUGCCCUGGCUACAACCGUCAGCUUCGAUGGGUAAACGGUGUAGCUGCCCGAGGGCAUCUUCGGGGCCAGUCGGUUCCAACUAGACCACCUCGCUCCGAACCCUUGCAAGCACCAGCUCUCGCAAGCCAUUAUCCACCUGGAAUGAAUUUAGAGCGCAAAGACUCAGAUGGCGGAUCCAUAAUAUCCUCUUCAGGGCCCGGUCCAGUUGGCUUCACAAAAGCUCUGGGCCUAGAUCUGCCAGCACCGAGUAUGCAUUUCGUGGAUUACUACAGAAGCAACCUAGCAGGUCUUAUGGUCUGGUUAGACUCUGAAGAGAAUGAUUACCGAAAACGUGUUGUACCACUCGCCCAGCUAGUUCCGGCCAUCGGAUUCGCAAUCAUGGCAUUUGCGGCGCAGCACGGGGCGACGACCUUUCUUCAUGAGGAUAUUGCAACUAUUGCCCAAGGCGCCCGUGACAAAUGUCUGCAGCUGAUCCAGCACCGUGCUCAAGAAAUGACCAACAGACUUAUCGGAGGCCAAGACUUGAAUAAUGAUUCUGAUAUAGCGGAUGCUGAAUGGAUGUUGGCAUCCAUUCUCAUCAUCACCAACUAUGAGAAUGCUCGGUGCUGUCCUGAGGUCGCCGACGAACAUAGGCGAGCCGCUCGGACAAUCGUUAACUUGUUUAAGGGCUCUACAGCAGUAGAAAGCCGGGAACUCUUUGCUUUUCUACGCAAUCAGCUUGCAAUUGACGGCGUGCUGGCGGCCACCACCUCAUUUAACCCUUCUCUCAUCAGGGACGCAAUCACGCCUGGUCCAGGGUCAGAUUCUCUGUUGUUUUCCAAGUAUCUCACCUUCCUUCACAAAAUUACGCUCACGACCAUCGAGUCUGCGGAUUUGACCUGGCCUAUCCAUCCUGGGAGAGACAGCCUCACCUUAAGGAUGGUUCAAUCCGAGUUUGAGCAGGCACGAGGAGCGACGCUGAUAGCGGCGGGAAAACUUGGCCUGGAAAGAUCCUCAUUGACUUCCGACUUCAUUCGCCUGGUGGGGGUGUAUCAUAAUGCUGGGCUCUUGUACUCGUUUAGAUGUCUUGGAUGUACAAACAAAGACAGUGCUGAGUGGACGACGGCAUGCAAUAAUUUGUUCGACCAGCUUACAGGGUUCGAGGAUCAAACCGCAUUCAUUCAAAACCUGCCCUGGCCGGCGUUCAUCGCCGGAACGGUGAGCCAUGGAGAUGAGGAGAGACAAAAGACAGUCCUAGCAUUGUUCACUGCCAUUCAUCAGGCGACUAAAUUCAACCAUUUCCUUGACGCGGUCAGCUUUUUGAAGGACUUCUGGUCCGGAACGAAUGAUGACUGGCGUCCUCUUGCGAAGGAUAGGGAAGUUUCUGGCAAAAGAAUUAUUGUUUCUUGA
Molecule: messenger RNA, 1542 nt
Organism: Colletotrichum truncatum
Lineage: Eukaryota; Fungi; Ascomycota; Sordariomycetes; Glomerellales; Glomerellaceae
Biological process (GO): positive regulation of transcription by RNA polymerase II
Cellular component (GO): nucleus
Molecular function (GO): transcription cis-regulatory region binding; DNA-binding transcription factor activity, RNA polymerase II-specific; zinc ion binding
Source: RefSeq, a predicted model, not a curated record